This is a messenger RNA of Nelumbo nucifera (sacred lotus), 848 nucleotides long. RefSeq lists its product as uncharacterized. Gene Ontology annotation, cellular component: nucleolus; ribonucleoprotein complex. The record is from RefSeq and is a predicted model, not a curated record. Gene Ontology annotation, biological process: ribosome biogenesis. NCBI's taxonomy places the organism in Eukaryota, Viridiplantae, Streptophyta, Magnoliopsida, Proteales, Nelumbonaceae. Gene Ontology annotation, molecular function: RNA binding.
AUAUAAACCCGUUUCCCCGUCCUCAAUCCUCCCUCCUUAAACCCUUCCGGUGCAUACUUUCGCUGUUCAAAACCCUAGUUUCGUCGGUUGCCCUUUGAUCAACAAAAAUGACCGCCGAAGCCGUGAAUCCGAAAGCAUACCCUCUCGCAGAUGCACAACUAACCAUAACAAUAUUGGACCUUAUUCAACAAGCUGCCAACUACAAGCAGCUGAAGAAGGGAGCGAAUGAAGCGACGAAGACACUGAACAGGGGUAUUUCGGAGUUUGUAGUGAUGGCGGCUGAUACCGAGCCUCUUGAAAUUCUUCUACAUCUUCCCCUACUAGCCGAAGAUAAGAAUGUGCCAUAUGUGUUUGUGCCUUCCAAGCAAGCCCUUGGCCGAGCAUGUGGAGUAACAAGACCUGUAAUUGCUUGCUCUGUAACGAGCAACGAGGGAAGCCAGUUGAAAUCCCAAAUACAGCAACUUAAGGAUGCCAUUGAAAAGCUCCUAAUCUAAGAGAUGUAGAGACAUUCGGUGUGAUGGGCCUCUCAGAUAAUUAUAAUUGAUUCUUCUAGAGGCUUUGACUGACAAGGUUGUUGUGUUUACUAGAGAAGUAAGUUUGCACCGCAUUUCAGUUUUCCCAUUUCAGGAUUUUCUAUGAAUUACUUAAUAUGAAUGUAAACUUGUUAUACAACUGAAUCUGUGUUCGAAGGGCGAUUGAUGAUAAACUAAAUUAUAGAUGGUUCAAGGUAUUAGUAGGUUUUGAGAGAAGAAAUAUAUUCAAAUUACGAGUUCGUGUACUUAAUGAAGCUCAAAAUAGUUGGAAUUCCUAACAUUAAUGAGCAAUACUGUGAUGAUCUUUAUUUUCUA